This is a messenger RNA of Durusdinium trenchii, 1211 nucleotides long. Lineage: Eukaryota; Dinophyceae; Suessiales; Symbiodiniaceae. The record is from the annotation of a GenBank genome assembly.
AAAGAAUUGAUUCGGCGCGCAGCCGGUCGUGGAUGUGGUGGAGACUUGGUGAAAUCUCCCAUGGCCACAUGAGAUGCAAUGGUGCGGCCCAGGUGGCCCCCGCGAGCAGCUUCUCUGGGAUGCCUCCACAGGCUUGGCUUUGCCAACGAGGACGCUUUUCGUGACUCUGCUACUCCACCCUCGUGAGCUGCCUCUCUUCAGCUCUUGGAAGUGCCACGCGGAGCGUCUGAAUGUGACCUUUCUCGCUGCCAGCAGCCAUCGUGGUGCUCAUCGGGCCAUGUGCCAGGAGUCCUCUUUCGAGGCGGGUUUCGUUCCAGGUCCUUUGGGGAGUUCUCCCAACCGCCUUUGGCUGCUAAGCCGCUUGCUGGAGGAGCUUUCUCCUUGGAACUUCUUCUACUUGUCCCUCGAUGCGGUGUUCUUGCACCCCUUCUCAGGAUGGCAUUUCCAGGAAGAUCUGGUGGCCAUCGCAGGCACUUCUGCUGAAAUGCCAGAUGAACGUGAACACUUUUCCACUUUCUUUGCAUCUGCGAUCUGGUUGAGGUCCUUGCAGGCGGUGGCCGCUCUUCUUCACCAGGUCUCUGACGAGCCGCAGCUCUUGGGAAGCGGAUCGUUUUUGGAGGAGUCCUUGGCGCUUCAGCGUACGUUGAGCUCUACACAGGCCGCCGGCCUCGGCGGCUUCACUGUGGCAUGGGUUCAGGCAUCCGACACGCUGAUCAGCUAUGGGCGAGAGUUCUCCAUCCCCAAGCAGGUACAAGCCAUGCGCCAUCAUGGGCAUUGGUUCCGGGCCGACGGCGAAUAUGCUGCGCUGGCUGGUGAUUGGGAGCUCUUCUAUUCCAAUGGCUUUCGCACCGUGUACCACAUCAUGGACACCGGAGAGGUGACAGCUUCCAGUUCGGAUGGCCAAGGAGAAGGCAUGUUGGAGGCCGAGUCGAUGCCGCACGAAAUUCGUCGUCGUCUUCGGCGCGGCGGUCGAGGUCCUGUUCGCAGGCCGCUUCAGUGUCUUGGGUGAAGGAGCGUGGUGUGAGGGUAAGGUCUCCUCAGUAGGGUGGUCAAAGUCGGAGGACCCUUCUUUAAGGAUCAUGUUCGUUCCAUGAUGCGCAAUUGUUUAGUGCAUAAAUCAUGUUUCGAGGACCAUUCGUAUCAUCCGCCAAGGGUCUCACUUUCCACAACGAUGCCACGUGAACCACUGUUCGUGAGUAUGUCAUACUGAC